Molecule: messenger RNA, 3859 nt
Organism: Hippocampus zosterae (dwarf seahorse)
Lineage: Eukaryota; Metazoa; Chordata; Actinopteri; Syngnathiformes; Syngnathidae
Gene: sncaip
Product: synuclein, alpha interacting protein
Exons: 13
Coding region: 331-2871 (846 amino acids)
Molecular function (GO): ubiquitin protein ligase binding
Source: RefSeq, a predicted model, not a curated record
UCGCCUUUUGACAGCGUCUAAACAUGCUUUACGAUGAAAAGAGAUGAAUUUCAUCAACUUGAACACUUAAACCGGCGCUCGGCAAGUGAACGUAAACGACGGGGGUAAAAACUGAAGAGUGAUCCCUCGCUUCCACGUCUCUCGAUGAGGACAGAUGUCAAAGUCUUUGUGCUGCUCGCAUCGACCAGCUUUUGCUGGAAGAAAAAAAAAGAGAGGGGGCGGGGGGGAGAAAAAGGGGCAAAAACACAAGAUUUGUAUUUGAAGCGUCCCGUCAGCUUAUCUGCUCUCAACACGCCCAUCCGACCAGGGUGGAAGUGAUGAGGUGUGAAGAUGGAGGUUCCUGAAUAUUUGGACUUGGACGAGAUCGACUUCUCGGACGACGCCGCGUAUUCCGUCUCAUCUCUGAAGAACAUUCCGGAAUUGUCCAGACGGAACGACGCUCAGGCGGAGGAGAGAGCCGCGCCGCCCAUCAACUGGAGUCGCGGCGUGGCGUCCCACGCGGGAAUGCUGGGAAUCAAACCCGCGGGUGCGACCGAGGCGCACAGUAAGUUCCGUCCCGUGAAGCGGGUUUCUCCUCUCAAGCAUCACCCCGAGACCAGAGAGGAGCCUCCGGGCUGGGACGCCAAGGUCCAAGAGCGAGGAGCGGGGGAGGCCAGGCCGGCCGCUAAGGACCACGGACUGCCUUCUAAUGCGGCGGGAGGCAAAAUGGUGGACGCUGCUGGCCCGGGUUUGGCAGGUGCGAACCAGGGGGGCCACCAGGGUGUCCUGGGGGAGCUGGAGCACUACGACUUGGACAUGGACGAGAUCCUGGAUGUGCCGUUCAUCAAGUCGUCCGGCCAGCAGAUGUCGACGCUGCCGAGGGCGCUGGACAAACGGCCGGCGGGCAACGCGGGCGACGCGGGCGCGGCCACGCUGGAGAGACGACAAAGGCAAAACAGGAAGGAGGAUGACGGCGGCAUGAACGCGCCGGCGCAGGUGGACACACGCAUGUGCGUCCCGUCCCCCUUGAAGUGGUCGGACCUGAGGAAGUCCAAGUCCCUGGAUCCGGAGCCGCCGCAGCACCUUCCUCGCUCUCAGUCCUCCGGAGGCUUCCAGCAUCCCCUUCAUCAUCCUCAUCUUCAUCCUCACCAUCAGGAGGCGGCGCUCUCCUCUUCCUCCUCGCUGCUCAGCGGCUCCUCGUCACUCUCUUCCUUCCCCGACGGAGACAAGCUGCUGUCGGCCAGGGUGUAUCCCGAAGCGCAGAGUCACAACCAGGACCAGAGGUCGGGCCCGGAGCCUCCAGCAGGGGGCGCCAGCGCCGUAUUGUUUCCACUGCUGGCCAAGCAGGACGCCGGCAAGCCGUGGAGCCCCGCAGGAGGAGGAGGAGGAGGAGGAAGGGUUGGGGCGGGGGCGGCGGCGGAGGUGGACGAGGAAGUCAAGAAGCAGCACAACAUCAUCAACAUCGUCAGGGAAGGUCAAAUCUCGCUUCUGCCUCACCUGGCCGCCGACAACCUUUCGCUGAUCCGCGACGAGGCGGCCAACAACCUCCUGCACGUGUCGGCGUCGCAGGGCCACGCCGAGUGUCUCCAGCAUCUCACGUCCCUGAUGGGGGAGGACGGGCUGAACGAGCGCAACCGCAUGCAGCUCACGCCCGCCGGCCUCGCCGUCAAGAACGGCCACCUGGAGUGCGUGCGUUGGAUGGUGAGCGAGACGGAGGCCAUCGCCGAGCUGAGCUGCACCAGGGACCACCCCAGCUUGAUCCACUACGCCGCUCGCUACGGACAGGAGAAGGUGUUGCUGUGGCUGCUGCAGUUUAUGCAGGAGCAGGCCAUCUCGCUGGAUGAGGCCGACCACAACGGCAACACGGGCGUGCACGUGGCGGCGCAGUACGGCCAUCUCACCUGCGUUCAGACGCUGGUGGAGUACGGCUCCAACGUGACGGUGUUGAACCAGCAGGGCGAGCGACCUUCGCAGCUGGCCGAGCGUCAAGGUCACAGCCCGUGCGCUCGCUACCUGGUCGUCGUGGAAACGUGCAUGUCCUUAGCGUCGCAGGUGGUCAAGCUGACCAAGCAGCUCACGGAACAAGCAGCUGAGAAGGCAACACUACAGAAACAACUACUCAAACUUGACACCAGCGGUCAUCCGUCCGGCAUGGAGGCGUGGCCCGAGAUGACGCUGAGUGCGGAGGGGACGUCCGCGGAUGGCGAUUGGCUGGUGCGUCAGGAGGCGGGGCCGCGGAAAGACGCCUGCGAUGUCUCGGCGGCGGCGGCGGGGGGUUCGGGCCGGGAGGGCGCCCGUCGAAGCGCCGCCCUGGCGUCGACGGAGAAGCGGGAGCAGAAGCUGGCUCGUUUGAAGCAGAUGAUGCAACGCUCGCUGAGCGAAUCGGAUUCCGACGCCCCUCCCAAACCCGAUAGGCCCACGCACCUGCCCGUCAACGGCGAGGAGCCCGCCUCCAAGCACCUCCACCUGGUCAUGACGAAGCACCUCCCCGCGGCCGACAGGAAGCCCAUAUGCAAGCCGGUCAACGGCGUGGCCUUCGGCCCCUGCGAGGGGGCCGACGACGCGGAUGCCGCCGGCCCCCCCAAGGUCGCGGCCACCAGCCCCAAGAGCGCCCUGAAGUCUCCGUCGUCGCGCAGGAAAACGGCGCACAGCCUCAAGCUCAGGGUCACUUUCAAUGAGCAGCUGCACCAGGAGGCGGAGCCUAGCAGGGUACCGCCCACCACCAAGGAGGCCACGCCUACGGGAAGCUCGGAGGCCAAGAGGCCUUUCGGGGCGCUCAGGUCCAUCAUGGAGACGCUCAGUGGAAACACAAACAACAACAACAACAACAACAACGCGCACAACACGUCACACAACCAGCACAAGAACAAGAACAAAAGCACCAAUGUGUGAACACUCAUUUUAUUUUAUUUUUUUAAUAAUCACACACUUGUUUCAUGACGUCACCUUUUUAAAAACUUUAUUUAAAGCUGCCUGGCAACAUCUAUUGCUGUGACAAUACAAUUCAGGAUGCCAUUUUAAAACAACUUUUUUUUUUUUUUGAAGCAGGCUGUCCUUCAACUUUCCGACAAUACUCUUCACUACUCUUCACUACUUCGUCUUUUUUUUUCAGCACAACUUUAAACAGUAUUUUUUAACCUCAUUUUUUAAAAAAAACAACACACCGUUAUUUAAAUCAGAUGUCACAUGAUCCAUCCCUGUCAACACUUUAUUCCCUUGCGACAUUUGAUUGAACUCCAUUUGAAACGAAGCUGUCAUUUGACCUGUUGCCACGACAACACAUUAUUCCUCACCUCUGCAUUUUUAUAAACAUGACCUGUCUCUAUGGCAACCUUGUUUUCAUGUCACUUUGACGUCACUUAUUUUUAAUUUAAUUUCAACCAGGUCGUUCUGACCACAGUGCCAUUUUGUUUGACAUCUUUCAAUCAACUAUUUCAAGAAAAACACAAGUUAUGUCACUAUAGCAAAAUGUAUUUCCCUUGAUGUCACCCGUUUUGGUAUUUAAAAAUGAAGGUAGGUUGCUGCUUGAUCUGUUGCCAUGGUGACAACACUUUAUUCCCGAUGUCCUCAUUACGUAUAUUUUUGGACACAACUUGAAACGAGGCUGUCGCGACACCUGUCUCCAUCGUGCGCCUCCUUGUGGUCGCCGCACUCACUACAUGAUUUCUCCAAAGCAGCCAGUCCGCUAGGGGGCAGGAGUGAAACCAAGUGAGUGCCGCCGAUGAUAAUGGCUCACCGGAUGUAUGACAAAAUGAAUAGAUGUCACGCAGGUGUUUUGAGGUCAUCAAAAUGAAGCAAAGGAGGUGAAAUGUUGCAGCAAAUGCGAGUGCUUUUUUUAAAUACCAAAAAUACAUUAAAGGUUUAUUUUGAUUUCUCAUGA